Molecule: messenger RNA, 1718 nt
Organism: Clupea harengus (Atlantic herring)
Lineage: Eukaryota; Metazoa; Chordata; Actinopteri; Clupeiformes; Clupeidae
Product: ribonuclease inhibitor-like
Exons: 5
Coding region: 1-492 (163 amino acids)
Molecular function (GO): protein binding
Source: RefSeq, a predicted model, not a curated record
AUGGCGUCUGGGUCCGGACACGGACAGCGUCUGAGACAGCUGGACCUGAGUCGCAAUAAUCUGCUGGGAGAUUCAGGAGUGGGGCUGCUUUCUACUGGUCUGGAGCAUCCAAACUGCAGACUGGAGAAACUGGAGCUGAUGGGUUGUAACCUCACAGAGAAGAGCUGUGCAGCUUUAUCUUCAGCUCUCAGCUCAAACUCUUCCAGUCUGAGACAGCUGGACCUGAGAGACAAUAAUCUGGGAGAUUCAGGAGUGGAUCUGCUUUCUACUGGUCUGGAGCAUCCAAACUGUAGACUGGAGAAACUACAGCUGCAGUACUGUAACCUUACAGUGAAGAGCUGCUCAUCUUUAGCUUUAGCUCUGAGAUCAAACCCCUCCAGUCUGAGAGUGCUGGACCUGAAAUUAAACAAACUGCAGCAGUCUGAUGUGAAGCUUCUUUCUGCUCUACAGAAAGACCCUAAAUAUAAGCUGACUGAACUACAGUAUCGGUAACUGGACAGCCAUCAAUCAUCCAUCAGUCUGACUGGAGCAGAGCUGCUGCAGAUGUUGCAGUUUCCAGACACUCAGUACCAGAUGAUCAUCCAGCUGCCCCACGGAUGAGCAUUGUAUGUCUACCUGUCCACUGCUACACUUUAUAGGGUUAUUUAGUUUUCUAGUGAUACAUAAUCACCGUCUCUAAACUGAUUUAACUACUUAUGAUGCCACGUUUCCUAGGUGCGACCUAAUAGCGGGCGCAAUGGACUUUUGUGUCCUAUAACUAUUGUUGUUAUUAUUUUGAAGGCCUGACUUUGUUCUAAUUAUAGUUGGUACCAUUUUACCACUUUGUAUAAUGUGUAUUUCUUUGACACAUGAUUUCACCCCUGUGCUGUGGGCCUGUGGUGAUAUGGUUGUAUGGUGGUAUGAGUUCAGCUACCUGAUGAAAGGGUGGACGUAGUAGUAGUUGGGAGGCUUCUUUGGUGAGAGUUUGUUUGGUGAGCUGAGUCUAUGCUCUUCUCUAUCAUCUAAAGAAGUGUGAGGUUGAUGUCUUUGUCUAUAUUUAGUGACAUUUGUUUUAAGCUGUAAUACUGUUCAUAUACAGCUGUUUGUAAAUCUCUUUGUUUAUUUUUUCAUCUUUCUUGUAUGAUGCACUUGGUGGAGGACAAAUACAUUUGCAACCCACAGAGUUUUUGUCUCCCUGCUGCCUUUUGUGCCUACCCUAAAAGACCCUUGACACAGUUACCCUUUGACAUUUGGUGGCAGCGGUGGGAUGGGAGAAGUAGGGUUGGUGGAUGCGUGAGGAACGCCUGUGUGUGUAAAGCUUAAGGGUGCGCUUCCCGGUGGGGAAGGCAGUGUGACGAUGGUCCGUCACUACACAUGAUACCAGGUCCAAGUCUGGCACACAUUACGCAUAAUGAAAUGUGUGUUUUUAUUCUGUUUGGUGAUAUAUUCGGUUUGCAAACGUUUUAUUACUGAACAGAAAUUGAGGAAUGGCAAGAUCAGCUUGGUGGAAGUGAUAUGGCAGGCAAAAAUGCCGGUUUCCAUAUAAAAAAAAAAACAUGAAAACAUACCAAGAAACAAACGAAUAUGGACACUUUUGAUAUAAAUGUAAUAGCUUUUUUUUCUCUGUAAUAUGAACUUCAUAAAUUGAGAUUGUAUUCAUUUUUUGCUUGUUUUUUUGUCAUCUGGGGACUACCAAUUUGAAGACAGUAAACAUUUAGUUGUUUUAUUUUUAACCCAAA